Messenger RNA from Pistacia vera, 1509 nucleotides. RefSeq names its product protein EARLY-RESPONSIVE TO DEHYDRATION 7, chloroplastic-like. NCBI's taxonomy places the organism in Eukaryota, Viridiplantae, Streptophyta, Magnoliopsida, Sapindales, Anacardiaceae. Gene Ontology annotation, cellular component: plasma membrane. The record is from RefSeq and is a predicted model, not a curated record.
AUGGAUCGACGCAAGAAGCAUCAGAUAUGUCGGUCUUCGAAAGGUCCUUCAAAUUAUCUCUACCCACAAGCGAUUCUAUCAAACUCAGAAGCCGCUUCUGUAUCAACUUCUGCUUCAUCUUCUAAAUUGUACCCUUCAGUUGACAUGGCACAAGUAGCGGAGAAGCACUUUCCAGAGGACGAUGCCGUUUCGCAAACUACAAACAUUGUACCGUCUGAAAAUGUUCUUGUCAAGAUACCUGGGGCCAUAGUUCAUCUUAUUGAAAGAGAACACAGUGUUGAACUGGCUUCUGGUGAACUCAACAUAGUCAGUCUUUCACAAGGUGAUAUUGUUGUAGCUGUUUUUGCACGUAUAGGGGAUGAAAUUCAAUGGCCUUUAGCUAAAGAUGAGCCUGUAGUGAAGCUUGAUGAAUCUCACUAUUUCUUCACUCUUUGUAUACCUGAUCAAGACGAUCAUGAGUUGUUGAAUUAUGGGUUAACGAUUGCCACCAAAGGACAAGGUGAUUUGUUGAAAGAAUUGGAUAAUGUUUUAGAGACUUACUGUUGUUUUUCGGUUGAGAAAGUGAGGGAUAUGGAGAGCUGGGAGGUGGUGGCAAGGGAGAUGUCACCAGAGGAGUUGAAGUCAGAAGAUAAUAAGGAAUUGAUGGAGAAAAACUCGGCGGCUUAUUGGACUACUUUGGCACCGAAUGUUGAGGACUAUAGUGGGACUUUUGCGAGGAUGAUUGCAGCGGGGUCGGGGAAGUUGAUUAAGGGUAUUAUGUGGUGUGGCGAUUUGACUGUGGACAGGUUGAAUUGGGGCAAUGAGUUCUUGAGGAAGAGGAUGAAACCGAGUUCAAAAUCUGAGAUUAGUCCUGGUACAAUGAGGAGGAUUAAAAGGGUUAAGAAGGUGACAAAGAUGUCCAAGAAAGCCACUACUGGAAUUCUUUUAGGGGUUGUCAAAGUGACCGGAUUCCUCACAAAUUCAAUUGCCAACUCUAAAGCUGGCAAGAAAUUCUUUAGCAUUCUGCCUGGAGAAGUUGUCCUUGCUAGUUUGGACGGAUUUGAGAAAGUUAUUAAUGCAGUUGAGGUUAGCGGUAAGAAUGUUAUGUCAACUACAUCAGUAGUAACUACUGGGCUUGUUUCAGAGAGGUAUGGGGAGGAAGUAGCAAAGGCAACCAACGAAGGGCUAAAUACAGCAGGAGAUGUAAUUGGCUCUGCUUUGACCAUUUUUAAGAUAAAAAAGGCGAUCGAUCCAGUAACUAUGUUGAAACCCACAAUCCUUGCAAAAUCUAUUGGGAAAGCAAAUUAUGUCGAAUUGAAGUUGACACUUAAAGAUUUUGUUUUGUCAUCAGACCCAUCACUUGCCACUCACCAGGAUAGAUAUGACAUCAACUCCAUCGAGUUUCAUUGGUCACAACCUGCAAUUGACAGUAAUGCAACAACUUCAGCUACUGUUAAUGAAGAAGAUACAAAACAAAUUGAUGUUAACCCUUUUGCAAGAAAAAAGAGGGCUAAGACAUCUGCAGUGUAG